Molecule: messenger RNA, 6778 nt
Organism: Triticum aestivum (bread wheat)
Lineage: Eukaryota; Viridiplantae; Streptophyta; Magnoliopsida; Poales; Poaceae
Exons: 2
Coding region: 2752-3252 (166 amino acids)
Source: RefSeq, a predicted model, not a curated record
GAUGCAGGUCCCCCUUUUCCUUUUCCUAACUCGGUCAUAUUUAUAAUGUAAUUUAGGAAAUGUCUUGUAGUGGAAUUUUUUUCUUCAUUUUCCUUUAAAACUUAGUGAAACUUGUGAUUCUGUUUUUAAGUGCUCUAUAAGUGUUGAAUCAGGUAGGUACUAAUAAGUUUGUGAAAUUUUAAAAAUGUAAGUACAUGUCUGAGUGAAUUUGCUUGGCCGCCAAAAAAGUAGCAAAAUUUGCUAAUGUUGUGGAAGAUUGACAUAAUUUUUUAUUGAUUUAUUUACUUUAUUAAAUUGACUAUGAGUUUAGAGUGUAUUUAUAUACUAUAUUUAUAUCCAUUUUAUCAUCUUAUCUACUGGCCGCUCUUGGAAUUCACUUGGAUUGACUUAAGGUGAAGGCACUAAAUGAUGAUAGUAAGUCUUGAAUGCCAAAUACAUCUUAAGGCGUAGUUUUAAUUUUUUUAUGCUCCUUCCACUUUUUUCGGGCUUGGGACUGGUGUUGGUAGUGUUAGGCCCCCUACCCAUAUUAUUGUUCAACAAACUUAAGAAUAAAUUAGAGCAUUUGUGAUUAGCAAUAGUUUAAAUAUUUUUAAAAGACAAAUGAAGAUAUGGUAACUGAUAUGAAAACAGGUCUGAUUGCAUUCUACAAUGUCCCGAUGCUCCCACUAUUGGUUUGCUCUAAAUAAUAAGCAUGCAAAAGCAGAUAUCACAUAAUAUAGAUUGUCGAUGGUUUGUAGCAAUGAACUAUUUCCACCAAAUGUCGAUUCAUGUUUGUAAUACUUUGGCACUGUUGGAGACCAUAUUCGCCCUUCCAUAUCAUGUUAGCAUAGUGAAGUCAAUUUGUCUUUUUUGGGAUAGUUUACAAUGUACUAAAUUUCUAUAUAUGCAAUUCUUACGUAAUAGGCUAGUCUCCUCAGCUAGUGAAAGAAGUGUCAUGCUGAAAGUGUGUUAUUUGUUCAUACCUUUAGAAUAUUUGUACUAAAUCAACGAGAAUAUGGAAUGGAGGGAGUAUGUUCUUGACCACACCAUCCUAAUUGCUAUCUUCAUCAUUUACCAUUACUUGCAGUCCAUCCCUUUUUGUGACUCUUGAGAAGGCUACAUAUAGUUGUCCAUGUGUGAAAACUUGUUUAGAUAGAUGUAGUUCUACCUUGUUUAGAGAUUCCCCCUCGCCUUUGUUGAUAGUCAUAGCAAAGCAAACCGAUAUGGAUAUUGUCUCCUUUCUAGGACGAACGGCCAUGCAGAUUCGGUUGGUGACAUGACUAUUCUUGGAAUAUAUAUACCAUAUAUCCUACAUGUGUUCCUGUUAUUAUCUGUGCUUUGAUGAAUUUUGUUCGAAGUUGAAAUUGUCAUCCUUGCACAAUUGCAUAAUCCAUCACUUUGGUUGAUAUUACGCAGGAGCAUCACAGGUAUUCCAACUUUUAAUUUGAGCUCGUGAUUUAGGAUUCCGGGAAACAACAAUCUAUUCAGUAAUUGUGCUGGAUAUAGCAUUUUCGUCUCUGUAUUGAUGGUUGUUGCUUUGCAUACUGGGUUGCAGUUUAAAUAAGUUUUGUCUUCACAUUGUAGCCGAUCCAUUAUAUAGUCAUUUAUAUCGUGAACUAUUUCGUUCCUUGGACAUAAUAUUUCUCUUCUAAGAAAUACCGCUUGCGAUACUACCACUAUUGCAAAUUUGGAUAUGCUUUCCACAAUUAUUAUUUUUAUCAUUUCCUUUCUUUAGUAGUAUGCCACUUUGUAUUUUUACCAGCUCCCAAGCUUGUGACGUUGUAUUUUUUCCAGCACUAAUAUUCAGAAUCCACUAUGCAAAUUUUGAUACCCUUUGUUUCUCUGAUUCAUGAUGUGUUAUGAAGUUGAGUCCCAUGCUCUUUGUUAGUUUCGUUAUAUUAAUGUCCCUCCAAAGAUAUGACCUUUUAAUGGAUGUAGUGACAAUAUUGUGCCUUCUUCCCUUUGGUAUAACAGGAAGGAUCUGGCGGAAGUCCCCACCUAGAACCCCUGUCAUGUCCCCGAACUGUCUCUCUCUAUUAUUCACUUUUUAAUUUCUUAAUAUAUCCCUAAGAUUCAUGUCUAGCGCCUCAAAAUAUAUCUUGUUUGCCAUUGGAGACUCGUCCCAUAGUAUUAGCAACGUCUUUUUUAGUAGGUCUCUCAAGUGUGAACCAUGUUUGAUGUGAUAGGUCGACUCUUCUAUAAGGAUUAGGUGGAUGGGGAACCUUGAGUGCGCCGUUCCAUCUAUGUGUAGAAGUAGCACUACAAUACGAGAUGACACCACUUCUGGUACCACCAACCUUUAUCCAUUAGAAAAAAGUCCAUUUUACUACCCUGAACAAAGUUGGUGGUUCACAUCACCCCCUGAUCUAUUUUUCUGCCCCUUUCACCCCCUGAUCAAUCCCAUACCAGACAAAAAAAACCCUUGGUGGUUUGUCUCGACCUGGAGCUGACGUGGCGGUGGACAAGGGUGGUUUUUACCGGCUGGUGUGGUAGAGAUGCCCCCCACCAUGUGAAAAAUUCCCCAUUCUCUCUUUCUCUCCCUCAACGAAAUCCCUAACCCUAGCUUCCAUGGGCGGCGGCAGCGUUACCUCCACCAUUGUGUCCGUCGAUGGCGCGAGCACUGACGGCGGUGGUGGCGCAGCCCCGGUCGUCGCCGCCGUCCAACCUACACGUAGCUUGCUGGAUAGGUCGUUCCCGCAGGAGGUUUGGCGGCGAGGAGAGCCUUCUCGCUGACUGGAGACGAGCCAUGUUCUCAUCCCCCGCACUCCUUCCAUGGACGCGCUCGAGCUCCGCUACCGCCGGUACGUGCUGCUGUCCACGGCGGUUGGUGAUGGCGAGGAGAGCGUGACGCCGACAGCUCUUCUGGCAGCCUUGGAGGAGCGUUGCGGCGUGGUGGCGUCGGAGGUGGUCAUCGAGGUCGCGUGCCCCCCUCACGACCUGUGGCUCACCUUCUCAACGGAGGAGAAGUGCACCGAUGUGCUCUUUUCGUCGAUGAAGUUCAAGUGCUGCCGCCGCUGGAUCCAGUUUACACGCUGGAGCAGAUUCAUUCGUGUUGGGCCGGGUGCUUUGGAGUACAGGUGCAAGCUCAGCUUCGAAGGCCUCCCCAACCAGUCCUGGACGACGGAAUCGGUGAAAGCAGUUCCGAAAGACCUCGGUGGCGAACUCAUCGAGAUCCUGCCGCCGACAAACCGCCGCGAGCUCGAGGCCGUCGUCGCCAAAGAAGAAGAGGACACUGUUGUAUCCUGUUUUGUGCCAUAUGAAAGAGGUGAUUGAUCGUGGUCCUCUGCUAGCUAAGGACUUGCCAGCUGAGUGGCUACCAGCUGAAGGUGAAGACCUCAGUCGCAAGCACAUAUUCAAGACCGAGCUGGGAAAGAUAGAUGGGACUGGAGAGUCAGAAGCAGUUUGAUCUUGUGUUAACUUCUAUUAAUUAUGUACUAGUGGAGUUAGUGUGUGGCAAAUGUGUUAAUCCAAUGGACUUGGUGUGUGCCAAAUGUGUGCCAGAUGAUGUGUAAUGAACAUGUCAACAGUUAAUUAUGUACUAGCAGUUUGAUGUUGUUUCUUCUUAUAGCACUUUAAUUAUUGCAAUCCUUUGAAAUUCAUUUCCACUUCAAAGAACACAGAAGCAAUUGAAUUUAGCUGUUAUGAAUGCAAACAGACUUGUGAACAGUACUUCAUAAUCUUUAGCCAGCAAGCACAAAACACAUAAACAUAAGUACUUCAUGUUCUCCAGCCAACACACUACUUCAUAAUCCAGCAAAGAACCAGCAAACCAAGCAGCUACAGCCACCAGGUUUGUAAAGUAAACAGUUCCAGGUAUCUAACUCCUAAGUUCAUCAAACAUGCUCAUGGUCCUCCUCUGCCUAGAAGUUGCUCCUGGUCUUUUGCACAUUUUAGCUUUAGGUGCAGUUUUGUUGACUUGUUUAGGGGCCCUUCCACUUGUAGGUUUGGUUUGGGUGCCCUGCUGUGAAGAUUUGUGUUGUGUGCCUUGAUGUGAAGAAUGUUGCUGGGUGCCCUGUUGUGAAGAUUGUGCCCUGUCCCCUGUAGAUGUUCCCUUAGUGACUCUCUGCGAUGUUCUUGGUUCAUUUUGCUACAACAGAAUAAAGAGAAAAUAAUUGUUAGUUACAUCAGAAUAAAAGAAAAACAAGAAAAGAAUUACCUAUAUGAUAGUAUGACAGUACACACCUUUGUCUCUUUCUUUCUCUUCUUAUUCUUGUAUUUCCCCCUGUUGGGAUUACUUGUGCACUUUCUCAUGUUGUGCCCAGGUUGUCCACACAGACUGCACUUACCUUUUCUUCCAAUUUUUGAAAGCUUGUGUGGAUGUUUUGGAGGCUCAUCUGCACCUCUUCUUCUCUCAGUCCUAGGUCUCCCAGGCAUUUGCAUAUAGCCUGGAACAGCUGGCCUUCGUCUGUCAGACACAGGCCAGCUAGGCAUGCCUUCCAUUGGCAUCAAGCAAUGCUCAUAAGUUUGGCCCUGUUCAAGUUGAAGUGUAUCCUGUUUGAAGAUUUUGCACAAGCCCAAAAUCUUUUCUGAUAUGCUUGAUCUCUAUGCUUUUUCUUCCAAUUAGCAUAGAUAUGCCUAGCACAAUUCCUAUGCUCAGCAUUUGGAACAACCGUGGACACAACAUUGAUGAGGCCUUUUUGUUGAUCUGAUAUAAAGACCCACCCUUCUCCUUGAUUUUGAAUUUCCAAGUCUUUGUUUAGCAGAGCCAUAAACUAGAACCAAGAGUCUUUGUUCUCAACUUCUACAGCAGCCCAGGCUAUUGGAUACAUUUGCCCAUUGGCAUCUCUCCCAAGAGCAGACAACAGUUCUCCACUCUGGGCUCCUUUAAAGAAGCAACCAUCCAAUCCUACAGCUUUCCUGCAACCUUCUAUGAAACCUCUUUUGCAAGCAUGGAAACACACAUAUAAUCUCUGAAAAACAGGGGCACUUUCCUUUGGAUUUAGCACUACUGCAACAGUGCUACCUGGAUUGCUCCUCAAUAUUUCUAGUUGAUAAUCAAAAACCCUAACAUAUUCUUCAUGCAUUGCUUCUCUAACUCUUCUUCUCACAAUUGCCUUUGCUUUCUUUAUCUUGGAGACAUGCACAUCUACAAACAUCUCCAACCUGACAGUUGCCUUGAUAGAUUUGAUUUUCCAUCCAGGAUUGGCCUUCAUAAUUAUCUCAUACUUAUCUGCUAUUCUAGCUGCAGUAACCAAUCUGUUGUCUCUCCUCUGGGGGCAUAUGUGGUUGUCUACAAAUGUGAUCACUUGAAACCAGUCAUUAGAGCUCCUAUGUCCAGCAUAUAUCAACCAUGGACACUCAGGCCAAGAGCAUUUUGCUCUAAUCCUAUUAGCCUCAUCCUUUAUGAUGGUAAUUUGUCUCUUCACUGCUAGACCAUAUUUCACAACAGCCUUCUUGAACUGUUUUCUCCCCCUAAAUGUCAUGCCAAGGCAAAAGACAGGAAUUGCAGCCUUGCUAUCAAAUCUUGGAAAUCUUGUUUCCCUCCUAAUGAAAUUUCCAAACUCAUCCCCAUCAUAACUGUACUCCUCAUUGGAAUCCAUGUAAGGAGUGUCAUUUCCCUCAUCCAUUUCAUCUACAAGGAUUAACUGUGCUGUAUUUUCCUUGAUCUCCUUCUCUUCAUCAAGUGGCAAGUUCAUCCUUAUCUUUGUAAGCACUUCGUUAGCAUGCUUUCUCAGCUCCUCUGCUUCAUCAUCUUCCCCUGAACUAUCUGCAUCUCUAGGACACCAAUCCAGGUCUUCACAUUCAUCAGCAGCAACCUCUUCUUUAUUUUCUGCAUUGAUCUCUUCUCCACCUUCAGGUUUCACAUUUGCUGCAGUUCCAGCAGCAUCCUCAUGCUCAUGCUCAUCCGCAGCCUCAUCAGAGCAAUCAUCUAGGCCCUCUUCAUGCUCUGCUUGCCAAUCACUGUCAGUGUGCUCUUCAUGACUUUCAGUUCCAGGAUUUUCAGUGUUCUCUUGUUGCUCUUCUACAUUUCCUUCAUUUUGUUCUUCUCCACCUUCAGUUUCCAAGUUCACAUAUAUGUCCACAACACCAGCAUCUGUAAUGCAUCUCUCCAUAAAAUACACAUUUUCAUCAGUCUCUAACCUUCUCAGCCCAUCUCUAACAUUCAUUCCAGGAAACAGCCAGUAGAGCCUAUGAUUGUCUAUCAAAGACUCACCAUGGUAUGCCAUCUUUAUGUCUGCAAUCUGCUCCCUGACAGAUGCUAAGGACAAAUUGUCCCUUUGCAUAAAAGUGACCUCAACAGAACCACCAAUGUAAGAGCAACACUUCUCUGAAUAUUCAAAUUCACCAUUGUAAUAGACACGAAGGCCUAACCAAUCAAGAUUGUCCAUUGUUGAUUCCUAAAAAACAACGAAGCAACUCUUAAAUCAAGCAAUCAACUAGAGCAACACUUAAAUCUCUAAAAACAGGAACUUCUCCUUCAUUCUACUCGACCCAGACCAUUAACAGAUGAAUUUCUUAACAGAUCAUGCAAUCAACUAUAGCCAUGUGUAGUAGGGGAAGGAGAUGAGACUAACCUCAAUUUCCCGACGCCGCGGAAACACUCAAUCCACCCCUACCAGUCCCGCCGCCGCAUCGAAUGCGCUGUCAUGCUAGGGUUUUGAGGAUGUGGACAAGAGAGGUGGCGCAAUGGCGCGAACAAGAGGGAUUGGGGUUGAUUCACCGUGGCACACUGCCGCCACCGCCAGUCCGAGCACCUUCGAUGGUUUCGGCUCAGCGCCGCCACGACGAUUCCAUCGCCGGCGGCAGAGAAGGAGGGGAUUGGGGAAUUUGUAGAAAAACAGAACGAACGGGUGCGGGG